Molecule: messenger RNA, 4663 nt
Organism: Drosophila sulfurigaster albostrigata
Lineage: Eukaryota; Metazoa; Arthropoda; Insecta; Diptera; Drosophilidae
Gene: Nox
Product: NADPH oxidase 5
Exons: 13
Coding region: 330-4409 (1359 amino acids)
Biological process (GO): defense response; superoxide anion generation
Cellular component (GO): plasma membrane; NADPH oxidase complex
Molecular function (GO): calcium ion binding; superoxide-generating NAD(P)H oxidase activity
Source: RefSeq, a predicted model, not a curated record
CAGUUGCUGCUCGUUGCUGCGUCCGAUUGGUGUUGCUUUUUUUCGCUGUCCGCAGUUCGCUGUUCGCCGUUCGCCGCUCGUUCUUCGUUGAUCGUUCUUCGCCGCCGUUUGCCGUUCGCUGUUCGCCGUCGUUCGUUGCCGUUCGUUUCUGUUCUCAGCUGUUUGCAAAACGCGAAAGCCAACGGUAAAACACUUAAGCGUAAUCGAUAAGUCCUUCGAUCGAUCCUUAAGCCGAUUGCGCAAGUGUAAAGUGCAAGUGCUGUAAAAAUGUGUGUGUGAGUGAUUCAGUAUGUGUGACGCGCGCCAAUAAGAAGAAGUGAAAAAGAAAAAUGGAUAACGAUUCGCAUACACAAGACAAUCAUCGAGGCUCAGUGUCCUCGAACAAAUCACUGGAAAUACCCGUUACACCCUCGCGUUCCCCCAAAAAAGUCUCCUUCUCCGACGAGCUUCCCAGCAGCAGCAGCAGUUAUACGCCCAGCAGCAAUCCAGCAGGACAGCCUGAGGAGCCCAGUGGCGUCAGCCAGGUGCUGCAACAGGCUGUGCAGUAUUUGGAGCGUAUGCAUGGCACACAUGAUUAUACACAGAGCAAAGAGGAAGUGUUUGAACAGUUAACCCCAGCAGCAGUGCUCGACUUGGAUGCAGUGUCUGUUAAAAUGGAAUCCCCCAGGCUAUCGGCCACCUCACCCAGCAUACUCAUCGCUGAGCCAGCCAAUGGGAAUGGAAAUGCUAGUGACGCGAAUGGUGGUUACGGCAAGCAGGAAAUGCUGGCGUAUGAGCCGCAAUCGAAUUUGUACAUGGAACGAUACAAGCUUAAUUUAGAUAAAAACUGCAGCUCUAUGGAGCUGGAGGCGCGACGGGAGAAACAGCGCUGGCUAUUGAUAUCGGAGUGCAGUGCUCGCUUCGGCGAGGGAAAACACACAAGAGAAGCGUUCCGCAAACUGUUUCUGGAUGAGGAAUUUCAGCAGAAGCUCUUCCAACUCUUUGAUCUGGAACGUAAUGGAUAUUUACUACAAGAUCGCUGGAUCGAGCACCUGAAGGGUCGCCUCACCGACGAUCGGCAAAUGGACUUUGCUGAGCAAAUUGAAUCUGUGGCCUAUGUCAUCUGCGGCGAUAAGAGCCAAGUGAGCUUUAAGAACUUUCGCGAUAUCUGGCAUACCCGAGGCAUAUUGGACAAACUCUAUCGCUUGAUUGACAACGAUGGCACGAAUCUGAUAUCAACCAAUCAAGUUAUGGAGUUCAUAUCGCAUUUAACCAACUCCAGACCCCGCACUGGCUUUGACAAGAGCUCUUUAGCUCGACUGGAGCAGCUCUUUCGCAACACUGUGGGCAAUGAUCAGGAAAUACGACGCGAGGAGUUUCAGAAAAUUGUCACCUCCAAGAAUCCCUUUUUCACAGAUCGCGUAUUCCAAAUCUUUGACAAAGAUAACUCGGGUUCGAUAUCUCUGCAGGAGUUUAUAGAUGCCAUACAUCAGUUCUCAGGACAAUCCGCUGAUGAUAAGAUACGCUUUCUGUUCAAGGUCUACGACAUAGAUGGUGAGUUUUCUUUGAUAGACUUAAAAAAGUUCCUUAAACAUCGAAACUAUUUUGCAGGCGAUGGCCUUAUACAGCACAAAGAGCUGCACGAUGUGAUACGACAUUGCAUUAAGGAGAAUGGCAUGGAGUUCUCCGAGGAUCAGAUUGAGGAUCUAACCAGCGCCAUGUUUGAAGAUGCCGAUCCGCAUAACAGCGGCGAAAUCACCUAUGAAGCACUCAAGAAUCAGCUGCACAAGCACGGAGGUUUGCUUGAGAAUCUCAGUAUUACCAUUGAUCGCUGGCUGGUGCCCAUUGCAGAGGAGGUGCCGGCGAGCAAGAAGACUGGAGGAUUGUGGAAUAAAAUACCUCACCAGCUGACGCUGGCUUACAUGAAGAACAAUCAGGUGUUUGUCUCCUAUCUGUUCUUCUACAUUGCUGUCAAUUUGUGUCUCUUUAUCUCGCGUGCCAUUCAAUAUCGCGAAAGCAACGGCUUCGUCAUCAUUGCCAGAGCUUGCGGACAAUGUCUCAACUUUAAUUGCGCCUGGGUUUUAGUUUUAAUGUUAAGGCAUUCAUUGACUUAUCUACGCUCGCGAGGAUUAUCCUCGUUUCUACCACUGGAUCAUCAUGUCUAUCUGCACAAGCUGACGGGCAUCACAAUCUCGGUGUUUAGCUUGGUGCACACUAUAAUGCAUUUGUUCAAUUUCUCCAUUAUUGUGAUCAACGAUCCUAAGAUCAAUGCUGGUCAUUACACCAUUACGGAAUGGCUGCUCACUGAUCGUCCUGGAUUGUUUGGCCUCAUCCCUGGCUGUGCUAAUCCUACAGGCGUGGCACUCUUGACCAUUUUGCUGGUUAUGUUUGUUUGCUCUCAACCGUUUGUGCGACGCAAGGGCAGCUUCGAGAUCUUCUACUGGACCCAUCUGUUGUAUGUGCCCUUCUGGAUACUGACGUUGUUCCAUGGCCCCAACUUCUGGAAGUGGUUUCUGCUACCGGGACUGGUGUACUUCGUGGAGCGUGUGUUGCGCUUUGUCUGGAUGCGUGGCGAACAUGGCAAGACGUACAUUAGUUCGGGUCUGCUGCUGCCCUCCAAAGUUAUCCAUUUGGUCAUCAAGCGGCCGUACAAUUUCAACUUUCGUCCGGGCGAUUAUGUGUUUGUCAACAUUCCAGCGAUUGCCAAAUACGAGUGGCAUCCCUUCACCAUCAGUUCGGCGCCCGAGCAAGAGGACUACAUGUGGUUACACAUACGCACCGUGGGCGAGUGGACAAAUCGCCUGUAUCGCUACUUUGAGCGUGAGCAGCAAAAGCUGCAUAAAGGUGACGUCAAUCAGCAUAUGCACGCGAUUCCCACGCCCAGUUUUAUGCUGCUGAAUGAGACACGUAAUCCCGCCAUGGCCGACAAGACGCGGCUUUCGCAAACGCAAACGACAACGCCGCAAACGGAUUUCCUGGCACGCAACAUGGCCAGCAUCACUUUAAAUGCACCCACGCCACCUCAGCGUCCACCGCGGCAACAUCGCAAGCUGGCGGCAAGUCCUCCAGAGGCUGCAAACACCACGGGAGUCAAUCGUAUACGCAGCAUUAAGAAGUCACUCCAGCGCACCUUCUCUCGCAAGGAGACGGCUGAACCAAAGCCAAAACCCAACCAGGUUACUGGUAUUUCGAAUGGUGCUUUCGUUGGGGAUGCCGGCGAGCGGGAAGAUCUAAGCAUGAAGCAACGGCCGCUGGAGAAGAGCAUCUCUUUGCCCGACAUUAGCAUGAAGAGCAAGAAGCGAAGUCGACUCAAGGCCCUGCGCGCCUUGGGACGCUCAGAAUCGGAGCGCGCCUUUGAUGACAAGCGCAUGCUACGCGCUCGGCACAACAGCGUGGGCUUGGCCUACCUUAGUCCGCAGAACAAGUCGUUGGCGCAGAGUUUCCGCUACAUGCGCAACAAGCCCACAAUCAUUGCAUUCAAGACGCCCAGCGUAGAGCAAUGUGAUCUCCAAUUGGCGACCACAGGGGAAACCAACGGCGAGCACGGCAUGGCAGAGCAAGGACGUGUCUCACGGGCAGAGAGUGCGUCAGACAACAAGUUGCAGUUGACACGACUUAGCGUAUCCACGGAUGACAGGCCGUUGGAGGAUAACACUCACAUGGGCGCGGGUUGCAGAAAGUCACGCUUGCGUCGUCCCACAUUUCUGCGCACGUUGUCCACAUCCAUAACAAAUCGGUCCAACAUGGGCAACGGUGGCAUUGGCAGUUCCACAACUAACAGCGGUAGCAAGGUCACACUCGAUGCGGGCGUCAUGGAGAUCUUUAUUGAUGGCCCAUAUGGUGCACCAUCGAGCCACAUCUUUGGUGCUCAGCAUGCGGUGCUCAUUGGCACAGGAAUUGGCGUGACGCCUUUUGCAUCCAUACUGCAGUCGAUUAUGCAUCGCUACUGGAAGGCGCGGCACAGUUGUCCACGCUGUCAGUUCGAGUGGGCGAGCGAGAUACCCAAGUCUGUGAUGAAUCUGCGCAAGGUGGACUUUUUCUGGAUCAAUCGGGAUCAACGCUCGUUCGAGUGGUUUGUCAAUCUGCUGUCGCAGCUGGAGAUCGAGCAGGCUGAGUUAGGUGGCGCCAUGGAGCGAUUCCUGGACAUGCACAUGUACAUUACAAGCGCGUUGCAGCGCACGGACAUGAAGGCGGUGGGUCUGCAACUUGCGCUGGAUCUGCUGCACGAGAAGGGUAAACGAGAUCUGAUCACUGGACUCAAGACACGCACGAAUGCAGGACGACCCAACUGGGACAAGGUGUUCAAGCAGCUGCAGGCACAGCAGAAGGGCAAGGUUACGGUCUUCUAUUGCGGACCGCCUCAGCUGGCGAAGACGCUGCGCGUCAAAUGCGAUCAGUAUGGAUUCGCUUUUCGUAAGGAGUGCUUUUGAGAUUAGAAUCCUUUGCAUUCACAAUGUUUAUCUCAUGUUUUUUUUUGGGUUUGGUAUCUCGUUUUCCCAAUCUAAGUAGUACCAUAGUAUAUCCACUUAUAUAUAUAUAUAUAUAUGCUGUAUUUAUUUGUCCUGUGUCUCGUAUUUGUCUGUGUCUUUUGUAUUGUCCACCAACUUGUAAAUAUCUUAUAUAUCACUAUAAAGUAGAAAACACAUGAUUAAUUAAUUAAUAAUAAUAAAAUGUUGUUACUCAA